Eimeria necatrix is the source of this 942-nucleotide messenger RNA. RefSeq lists its product as hypothetical. Lineage: Eukaryota; Apicomplexa; Conoidasida; Eucoccidiorida; Eimeriidae. The record is from RefSeq and is a predicted model, not a curated record. Bases 1 to 942 code for a protein of 313 amino acids. The transcript has a single exon.
AUGAGCAGCAGCAGCAGCAGCAACGACGACGCUGAAGAGCAGCAGCAGCAGCAGCAGCAGCAGCAGCAGCAGCUGGAGUCAGUGAGGCCAGCGGCUGCGGGUGAAAGCCCGUCGCAGGGCGCCCACAGCAGCAGCACAGCAGCAGCAGCAGCAGCAGCAGCAGCAAGUGCUGCUUCGGAAGCAGCAGUAGCCGUGUCUGCUGCUGAGGUGGCUGCGUCUGUUGCCGCAGCCGCAGCAGUUUCUGCGGCAGCAGCAACGGAGAGCAGCAGCGCUGCAGCAGCAGCAGCAGACUGCGACGGGGGGCAGGAAGAUGCAGCAGCAGCAGCAGCAGCAGAUGACGCUGCUGCUGCUGACGCUGCUGCUGAGGAGGACCUUUUUACCCCUGAAGUGGGGCCUGACGAGCUGCUGCUGACGCCGGAAGCAGCAACAGAACCUGCAGCAGCAGCAGCAGCAGCAGCAGCAGCAGGCGGGGGCGGCAGCGAGGCUGCGGGAGGCGGCGACGCAGCAGCAGAGGAGCAGCAGCAGCAGGGGGGUGCUGCUGCUGCUGCUGCUGGGGAUGUGGUGUACGGCCCGUACUUGCCUGCGUCUGCUGCAGCAGCAGCAGACGGAGCAGCAGCAGCAGCAGCAGAAGCAGCAGCAGCAGCAGGAAGCGGGCUGGGGGCGGACUGCGGGCUGGAGGGCUCGCUGGAAGCGGGGCCCGGGCCCGCGCUGCUGCAGCAGCAGCAGCUGCAGCAGCUGCUGCAGCAGCACGACGAAUACGAGGAAGAGCAGCAGCAGCAGCACAACAAAGUCUGGUCUUCUUUGGUUUAUGGCUGCCGCUCUGUCAGCUCUUUUAAAAAGUUAAACAAAAUCAGCGAAGGCACUUACGGCGCAGUCUUCAGGGCCCUGGACCUCGCCACCCACGAAAUCGUGGUCCGCGAGGGUUUAGGGUUUAGGGUUUAG